This is a messenger RNA of Suillus subaureus, 881 nucleotides long. RefSeq lists its product as uncharacterized. The record is from RefSeq and is a predicted model, not a curated record. The coding region runs from base 355 to 585 and encodes 76 amino acids. The transcript is spliced from 7 exons. Lineage: Eukaryota; Fungi; Basidiomycota; Agaricomycetes; Boletales; Suillaceae.
UCGACGCUGCUAAGCUUCAAUCCGAUCCCAGAUGACAUUAUGUAAUCAUCAAUGUUAUAGUUGACAGUAUAACCAGUCAGAAAGACACUCGAGAUCCAGUUAUAUCAGACAGAAUUCAACACCAAAACUUUUGGGUGCUUCUACAGCAUUUAUUGGCAGCGGUGGAGGUGGUUCAUUGGUGGGGGGGUGGAGUUAUUAUGUUCGUAUGCCGGAGGCCGAGUUUCUGUGCCGCUCUCGCACGGGCGGCAGCGAACUUCUUGUGAGAGGCGGCACCAUGAUUCGAAGAAGAGGUUCUUUCGAUUAUUCGCGAGUCGCAAAGGGUCCCAAACUAUCAACCAUUGCUAGCUCCCCACUAUGAAGCUCACUCUUCUGGCAUCCCUCGUUGUUCUCUGCGGCGUUGCUUUCGCUGUCCCUCCAUUACGCCGUGAUGAUGGUUCUCUGGUUGAUGUCAUUGCUUAUGUAGACGAUGAUUUGGAUAAUGUUACAGUCAAUGCGCUCACCAAGCGGGAUGAUGGGUCUUUGGUUGGCGUUGUUGUUGACGUCCAGGACGAUUUGGAUAAUGUUACAGUCAAUGCGCUCACCUAGCGGGAUGAUGUCGAGGAUAUUCUCAGUUUGGUCAACGUUUAAUUCUUAUCCUGACAAUGUGCUUACCUAGCCAAACUGUGUGCACCACGUUAUUUCGCCUUCUGGUCUUGGAUAUUUAUGUCUGCUUCAUAGUAUACCUAUCACGACUAUCACGAAGUAGACUUCUUGGUGUCUUCCAUGGUCAACCUUGCGGACUUGUCACUAGUUAGCCAGUGUUCAAAUGUUCACUCAUUGCGCAGGUCAUACGUUGUGCAUCGGUAUCACUAUCUGUCAUCUUCAUGAGCGGUACGUUCAAC